This is a messenger RNA of Eimeria maxima, 2655 nucleotides long. RefSeq lists its product as hypothetical. Bases 1 to 2655 code for a protein of 884 amino acids. The record is from RefSeq and is a predicted model, not a curated record. The transcript is spliced from 3 exons. NCBI's taxonomy places the organism in Eukaryota, Apicomplexa, Conoidasida, Eucoccidiorida, Eimeriidae.
AUGGGCAAGAAAAGCUCUUUCACAGGUCCCACAGGGCCCUCGCAUCUGGGUCUUCUGGCACCUCCAAAAGUACCAUUGGAGAAGCAGUACGAGCGAAUGCCGCCAGGUGCUGCUGCAGAUGCUGCUGCAGAUGCUGCUGCCGAUGCGCUGGAGACGGGGGAGCAGCUGCUUGACCACGACCCCCAGACCCCUUCAGCGGAGAGGAAACAGCUUUCUACUGCUGCCCUUUCGGAAUUUUCGUCCCAAACAAGGCCUCCAGCGCUCAGGGAACAGGUAGGUGUUGGGGGACCUCGCCGCCUGGCAGGCGACCAAGAUGACAACGGACCCCAGAACAACGGAAGGACAAACCAUGUUCGGUCGCGGCUCUUAGAAGAAUGCAUGGCUCUCCAGGCAGAGAUGGGUAUUCCAACACAGCAUCUGCAGCAACAUCAAGACGCUGCAGAAGACCCUGAAGAGCAAAUUGCAGCCCUUGCAUGGAUGCUGCACGCAGAGGCCGAAGCUUUUGAACGGAAGUUGCAGGGCGACCAGGGAGCGGUGCCCUUUUCGCCAUGCGUCGCUGGGCCUUCGACCUCAAUGCAAACAUAUGAGGGCAUGCAGCAGCACCAGAAGCUUCCUUGUAUGCUGGAGCGGAGCCACGGCCAGCAGUUCCCUGUAACGCAGCAACUAGAGGUGGGUGCGCAGACAAGGCUACCGCAGCUGCUGCACCCAGGGCAGCAGGAGGACCUGCACCUGCGGGCUCAGAAACAGGUGAAACUGAGGGAUUGUGACAAGCUGCAAACGGAGCAACAGCAGCAACUGGAACGGGGGGGACCGCAGCAGAUGCAACUGGCAGCCAUGGAGGCGCGGUUGCCAGUACGCGCACACCAGGAACGGCAACUGGGGGCACAGCAGCUGCACAUGGGGAUGCAGCAGCAGACACCUUUUGACAAGCAGAAGCAGGUGCAUCUAGGAGCGCAACAACCGCACAUGGGGGCGCCACAUGUGCCGCAGCUGGAGGCGCAGCAGCUGCUGCUGCUGCUAGGAAUGCAGCAGCAACUGGAGCUGGGGGAUCAGCAGCACCGUCCCUUUGGGGAGCAGGGGGGGCUGCAUGUGGGAGUGCGUGUGGAGACCCCCUUUGUAGAGCAGCCCCCAAGUGGUACGGAGCAGCAGCACAACGGGCUGCAGCAUGUGUUCCACUUAGGAGAAGCUCGCAUGCCGCAGGAGCAGCUGCUGCCUUCAGUGCAGGGAAAUCUGCACCUGAGGCCGCAGCAGCAGCCUUACCUCGGGCCAGAGCAGCUGCAGCAGGGUCAGCCUAGUUUGGAUGUGUCAACACAUUCUGCGCUUCACAGGCCUUUAUACGCGAAUCAGGGUUCAAUUGACGAUGUGUUUUUAAAAUUGCCUGUACACCCUGAGGUGGUCGCGCCGAGGUCCACUGCAGGGGACGGACAUUCGCGUUUUGAAUUAGAGAUGAGUGGACGCCCAAGCAAGCCAGAGGUUGUUCCCCUUGCAUUGAAGCAGACGUCUGCACAACAGGGGUUCGAGGCUCCUGGUUCUUCUGCUCACGCUUGGCUGCCUGCAUCUUCGCUUUCGUUGCAGCAGCUGAGAGGGUUGGAGGUGGAAUUGUCUGUCCACCCUGGAGGUGCAGGGGCAGCUCCACCUAGCGUUGUGGAGCAAACACUGCCAGCCGCUUUUUCGUUGAGACCUGAUGACUGGAUUGAGACGAGUGGGAGCUUUGAGGGGAAAGACAGCGAGGAGGAGCUUGGAGCACAGGAAGGUUCGGGGCAAGCAAGGACAUCUACUGAGCACCCGCUGGCUUCGAGCAGCAGCAGCAGCAGCAGAGAAGGCCCCAGCAGCUUGGUGCCUGACGACAGUGAGGAGGUGGAGACAGACGAGGAGGCGUGCGAGGCAGCGGUGAGCAGCAGCAGCAGAAGUAACAGCAGGUUUUCGGGAAGCAGCAAGGCACAGAGAGGCAGCACGAUCACGAGUAUCAUGAGCAGCAGCAUGAGCAUCGUGGAAGAUGUGAAGACUCGCAGCAGUGGGCUAGACGUGCAGCAACACCCUUACUUGCACCUACCUGCAUUAGAACCCAAUGUUGUCCCCCGCAAGCUAAACCCCGCAGUGGUGUUUGGGCAGAUGCGGCGGGGGUUCUCAGCACACGCACAGUUGUUAGUUGUUCGUGAGCUUCUGAAGAGGGCGUCUUUGAAUCAAGAGGAAGCAGACACGCUGAUGUAUUGUGUGGAGAUCAUGGCGAACGGGAUCUUCCGCAAGGCGCGCUUCUCCUCAAGGCACUUGAAAGUUGUUGCUGCAGCACCUGCUCUGGGCAUGCGCUUCCUGGUGUUUGACAGCAUUAUUUGCGCUGUGCAGGUCUUGGGAGACGCAAUGCAACUCCACCUCUGGUGGAGACGAUUCGCUUCCAUGUUUAGAACCGACUAUUCCUUUCAAUGCUCCGGCAACCGCCCUCGCAGGCGCGCCAUCUUUAGCACUGUCCUCGCAAACCGCCUCCUAGAGGCCCUGGCAGUCUACAAAACUGGAAAAAGACCGGAGGACAAAGAAGUUCUUGUCCUCAAGAGACUCCUUUUUCUGUCUCCCUUGACACCCAUCAGAUUCAGGGGCCCUCAGUGGGACCCGUGGAGAGAAGACGACGAAGCGUUCCUGCGCUCCCAGCUGGUGCCCUAA